AUGGCGGCCGUGCGCGGGGCGUCCCUGCUUGGCUGCAUCCUGGCGCUGCUGGCGCUUUGUCCCGGGGGAUGCCCGCAGACGGUGCUGACUGACGAUGAGAUCGAGGAGUUCCUCGAGGGCUUCCUGUCGGAGCUGGAGCCCGAGACUGGAGAGGAGGACGUGGAACCCUCGCCGUCCCCUGAGCCCACCCCGCGUGUUGGCAAAGCCCAGGCGGGAGGGACGAAGUCGACGCGACCGGGGGCGGCAGGAGAGGCAUCUCCAGAAAAGGCUAAAGACAAAGGAAAGAAAGGGAAGAAGGACAAAGGUGCCAAGCCAACCAAGCUGCCCUCAGAUGGGUCCCCUAAGCCAUCCAAGAAGCCCAAGGAGAAGCUACCCAAGGCCACCAAGAAACCCAAGGAGAAGCCUCCCAAAGCCACCAAGAAGCCCAAGGAGAAGCCACCCAAGGCCACCAAGAAGCCCAAGGAGAAGCCACCCAAGGCCACCAAGAAGCCCAAGGAAAAGACACUCAAGGCCACCAAGAGGCCCAUAGCUGGGAAGAGUCCCCCAACCCCAACGCCCUCAGAGAUCCUGGAGUGGCCACUGACCCUGCCCCCCAGCCCUAGUCCCAGUGAGCUACCCCAGGAAGAGCUGGAAGAGGAGCUGCCCACGCUGGAUUAUAAUGACCAGAUAGAGCGGGAAGACUAUGAGGACUUUGAGUACAUCCGGCGCCAGAAGAAGCCCAGGCCCCCACCGAGCAGGAGGCGGCCCAAGAGGCCUGAGGACACGGUGGAAAAGCCUCCGCCACCCCAGCUGGUGGUUGAGGGCCUGGAAGAGGGGAUCGAGCAGCCUCUGGAACUCCCACAGCCCCCACCUAAUCCUGACUAUGGUGAUGGUUAUGUAAUUCCUAACUACGAUGACAUGGACUACUACUUCCGUCCUCCUCAGCCUCUGAAGCCAGAUGCUAAACUGGACACAGAUGAAGAGAAGGAGGCACUGAAGAAACCAAAAAAGGAGGGCAGCAGCCCCAUGGAGGAGACAGAUGACAAAUGGGCUGUGGAGAAGGGCAAGGACCACAAAGGGCCCCAAAAAGGCGAGGAAGAGGAAUGGGCUCCAAGGGAGAAAAUUAAAUGCCCCCCCAUUGGGAUGGAGUCGCACCGCAUUGAGGACAACCAGAUCCGUGCCUCCUCCAUGCUGCGGCACGGCCUGGGUGCGCAGCGUGGCCGGCUCAACAUGCAGGCAGGGCCCAAUGAAGAUGACUACUAUGAUGGGGCAUGGUGUGCCGAAGAUGAUGCACAGACACAGUGGAUCGAGGUGGACACCAGAAGGACCACCAAGAUCACUGGUGUCAUCACUCAAGGCCGUGAUUCCAGUAUCCAUGACGACUUUGUGACCACUUUCUUUGUGGGGUUCAGCAAUGACAGCCAGACGUGGACGAUGUACAGCAAUGGCUACGAGGAAAUGACUUUCCAUGGGAACGUGGAUAAGGACACACCAGUGUUGAGCGAGUUCCCAGAGCCAGUGGUGGCCCGCUUUAUCCGCAUCUACCCACUCACUUGGAAUGGCAGCCUCUGCAUGCGUUUGGAGGUGCUGGGCUGCCCCCUAGCCCCUGUCUACAGCUACUACGUGCAGAACGAGGUGGUGGCCACUGACAACUUGGACUUCCGCCACCACAGCUACAAGGACAUGCGCCAGCUGAUGAAGGUGGUGAAUGAGGAGUGCCCCACCAUCACCCGCACAUACAGCCUGGGCAAGAGCUCACGUGGCCUGAAAAUCUAUGCCAUGGAGAUCUCAGACAACCCUGGCGAGCAUGAGCUAGGGGAGCCAGAGUUCCGCUACACAGCGGGGAUCCAUGGCAAUGAGGUGCUGGGGCGAGAGCUGCUGCUACUGCUCAUGCAGUACAUGUGCCGCGAGUAUCGUGACGGGAACCCACGUGUGCGCAGUUUGGUGCAUGACACACGCAUCCACCUGGUACCCUCAUUGAACCCCGAUGGUUACGAGGUUGCUGCACAGAUGGGCUCAGAGUUUGGGAACUGGGCACUGGGGCUCUGGACUGAGGAGGGCUUCGACAUCUUUGAGGACUUCCCGGAUCUCAACUCUGUGCUUUGGGGUGCAGAGGAGAGGAAAUGGGUCCCCUACCGGGUCCCCAACAACAACCUGCCCAUUCCUGAGCGCUACCUCUCCCCAGAUGCCACGGUGUCCACAGAGGUCCGUGCCAUCAUUGCCUGGAUGGAGAAGAACCCCUUUGUGCUAGGGGCGAACCUGAAUGGUGGUGAGCGGCUUGUGUCAUACCCCUAUGACAUGGCCCGCACGCCAAGCCAGGAGCAGCUGCUGGCCGCAGCCAUGGCGGCUGCCCGGGGAGAGGAUGAGGAUGAGGCAUCUGAGGCCCAGGAGACCCCGGACCAUGCUAUCUUCCGCUGGCUGGCUAUCUCUUUUGCCUCUACUCACCUCACUAUGACUGAGCCCUACCAGGGAGGGUGCCAGGCCCAAGACUACACUAACGGCAGGGGCAUCAUCAAUGGAGCCAAGUGGAACCCCAGAUCGGGGACUAUCAAUGACUUUAGUUACCUGCACACCAACUGCCUGGAACUCUCCAUUUACCUGGGCUGCGACAAGUUCCCACAUGAAAGUGAGCUGCCCCAGGAGUGGGAGAACAACAAGGAAGCUCUACUCACCUUUAUGGAACAAGUUCACCGCGGCAUUAAAGGGGUGGUGACAGAUGAACAGGGCAUCCCUAUUGCCAAUGCCACCAUUUCCGUGAGUGGCAUCAAUCAUGGUGUGAAGACAGCACAUGGGGGCGAUUACUGGCGCAUCCUGAACCCAGGUGAGUACCGUGUGACAGCUCAUGUGGAGGGCUAUACUCCAAGCGCCAAGACCUGCAACGUGGACUAUGACAUCGGGGCAACCCAGUGCAACUUCAUCCUUUCACGCUCCAACUGGAAACGCAUCCGGGAGAUCAUGGCCAUGAAUGGGAACCGGCCCAUCCCCCGCAUCGACCCAUCCCGCCCCAUGACCCCCCAGCAAAGGCUGAUGCAGCGUCGCCGCCUACAGUACCGCCUGAGAAUGCGUGAGCAGAUGCGACUGCGUCGCCUCAAUGCCACAGUGAGCCCAGCCCCCUCUACCACCCUGCCCCCUGUCUCACCCUCCAGUUCUACUCUGGAGCCCUGGAGCCCCUUGUCUCCCACCACCGCUGGUUGGGAAGAGUUAGAAACCGAGACCUAUACAGAGGUGGUAACAGAACUUGGGACUGAGUUCACACUUGAGGAAGAGCUGGUCACCAGCCCAGAUGCCCCCUUCACAACGGCUGAGACCUACACUGUGAACUUUGGGGACUUCUGA
Messenger RNA from Orycteropus afer afer, 3315 nucleotides. It is a transcript of the gene AEBP1, whose product is annotated as AE binding protein 1. The record is from RefSeq and is a predicted model, not a curated record. Gene Ontology annotation, biological process: negative regulation of transcription by RNA polymerase II; proteolysis. Lineage: Eukaryota; Metazoa; Chordata; Mammalia; Tubulidentata; Orycteropodidae. The transcript is spliced from 20 exons. Gene Ontology annotation, molecular function: RNA polymerase II transcription regulatory region sequence-specific DNA binding; metallocarboxypeptidase activity; DNA-binding transcription repressor activity, RNA polymerase II-specific. Bases 1 to 3315 code for a protein of 1104 amino acids.